This is a messenger RNA of Brettanomyces bruxellensis, 2163 nucleotides long. RefSeq lists its product as uncharacterized. Gene Ontology annotation, biological process: translation. The coding region runs from base 1 to 2163 and encodes 720 amino acids. The transcript has a single exon. The record is from RefSeq and is a predicted model, not a curated record. Gene Ontology annotation, molecular function: GTP binding; GTPase activity. NCBI's taxonomy places the organism in Eukaryota, Fungi, Ascomycota, Pichiomycetes, Pichiales, Pichiaceae.
AUGCUGCCGAGACACGAUUCUCAUGAUCAAAGUUUUCCUUCUAGAAGAAAAGGUGGGCUUUCGGCCCUGUUAAAGGAAAGACAAAAAAGCUUACAGAAUGAUAAUGGUGAAGGCGGUGCUAAAGCCACUGGUUUAGCUGCACUGAUAUCCAAUAGACAUGUAGAAAAAGACGAGACUAGAAUACCAAAAUCUGCCCUUGAAAGAUUGCAGUUACGAUUACGUGAAAGAAGAGCAAUGAAGGAGAAAUCAGAUGGAGGUGAGCCAAAUCUGAAAAGUGAAGGUCAAAAACUUCCCCAAAAGGGUUUGAAGGGUCUUCUGAGUCCUCAAAAUGUAAAAAAUGCACGUUCCAGUAUUGGAAUUAAUCGACUCAAAAGGAAUAGGUCUCCGUCUGCAGAUGGCAAACCGAAAAAGCAUGUUAUUCAAGCACAGAACGCAAAGGAUAUUGCAGUUUUUGCCUCAUCCUCAUUUGAUGCAGGUCAUUCAAUGAACAAGUACAUUGAUUAUAGUUCCGAUAGCAACUCUCUGCUUACAAAAAUUGUCUUUCCAAGCAGACAUGAUAAAAACAAGUAUGAGGCAAGAAGAAAACGUCAAAAGCUCGAGACACAGUUGGAUGUGUUCAAAAUAUUUACUAACAACACGUUAAUAGGGAAAAAAGUGGCAAGUAACUUUGCCAAACCAAGUCCGGAUGAAGUUCACAACGAAGUUUCACAGGUCACAAAAGGUGUUUCCCAACUGAAGGUUGCGGAAGAGAAAAAUAACAGGAGCCUGAAAAAAGUGAAUGCCACUAAGCCGAAGACCAAGAUUAAUAUUCAAAAGGCAAUUGCGCAGAAGGCCAAGAAGCCAAACUUAUCCUUUAUCAUGAUUGGUCAUGUUGAUAGUGGUAAGUCCACUAUGAUUGGCAGGCUUUUAUACGAUUUGCAUAUUGUUGAUUCUAAAGUGAUGCAUAAGCUAACGCAGGAAAGUGAGCGAAUAGGAAAGCCAUCUUUCUCGCUUGCUUGGGUUAUGGAUCAGACUCCUGAGGAAAGAGAAAGAGGGGUUACAGUUGAUAUCUGUGAGACGCAAUUUGAAACAGAUAAGGGCAGAUAUACAGUGAUAGAUUCGCCUGGUCACAAGGAUUAUGUUCCACAGAUGAUUAAUGGUGUCACGCAGGCCGAUAUAGCGGUGAUGAUUGUUGAUAUUGCAUCGUUUAAGUCUGGAUUUGGUGAUAAUGGCCAGACCAAGGAGCAUUUGACGAUUGCCAAGAGUCUUGGCAUUGAUAAUUGUAUUAUAUGUAUCAACAAGAUGGAUUCAAUAGGCUGGGAUAAGGAAAUGUUCGACUCAGUCAAGGGUGAGUUGGAUGAUUUUCUAAUGGAAGAGCUUCAUUUCAAGCCAGCCAACUUGAAAUUUGUGCCAACCAGUGGAUAUCUUGGAGAUAACAUUGUCAAAAGGUCACAGAAUUGUUCCUGGUACAAUGGAAAAGUUCUAAUGGAGUUGCUCGAAGAUGCCAAUGCAAGCAUCAAAGAGGUUGUUGAUAAAAAGUCGGAAUUUGCCAUGACUGUUAAUGAUUUGCAGAAAGGAGGGCGUGAGGGAGAACUUACCAUUGGUGGUCGGAUACAUUCUGGAACUAUUCAACCAGGAGAAACCAUUGUGAUAUCACCAACUAAUGAAAGUGGUGUUGUUGAUGGAAUAACUGUCACCUCUACUCCUGUUGGAACGUUCAAAAUGCAAAAGAAGACUGCUCAGUUGGCCAUUAGAAGCGAGUUUGUGGAUUUGAAGUUGAAGAAGGUUGAUGAUCCUGAUGAUAUCCUCAUCGGAGAUGUGGCUACAAAACCUGGGCAUUAUAUAAAGCCGGUGAAGGAGUUUAAGUGUGACAUAAAUUGUUUCAAUUUGAAUAGGCCUCUUUUAGUUGGAACUCCAUUCAUACUUUUUAGAGGAAACAUCUCAAUCCCUUGCAGACUUAAAAGUAUCGAUUACGUGGUGACUGCAAGUGGAAAAAUGAAUAAGAAGAGAAAGCAUUUGGCAUCAUCUAGUAGUGGACUUGUCAAUAUUGAAGUUCUUGAUCGUUCUAUCCCCAUGUUCACUUUUAAGCAAGAUACAAAGCUGGGAAGAGUUGUUCUUAGAAGAGAUGGAAAGACAAUUGGAGCAGGCAAGGUGGUAGGUUUAGUUACUCACAAGACUGAGUAA